AAAAAGUCCCUAGAGUCCAUAAACUCUAGGCUUCAGCUGGUUAUGAAAAGUGGUAAAUAUGUGCUAGGAUACAAGCAGACUCUGAAAAUGAUUCGGCAGGGCAAAGCCAAAUUGGUCAUCCUAGCCAACAACUGUCCUGCUUUGAGAAAAUCAGAGAUCGAGUACUACGCUAUGCUGGCCAAGACUGGUGUCCAUCAUUAUAGCGGCAACAACAUUGAAUUGGGCACAGCAUGCGGAAAAUACUACAGAGUGUGCACACUGGCUAUCAUUGACCCAGGUGACUCUGACAUCAUUAGAAGCAUGCCAGAACAAACCAGUGAGAAGUAAAUGCUGUAAAGGUGUUCUUUCUACAAUAAAACUGGUUACAGAUCUGUUCUAAGAAGAAUUUGUAUUAUACCUUUGCUGGUUUCAGGGAACAAACUAUAUAAAUGAAGAUUCGUUAUCA
Phaethon lepturus (White-tailed tropicbird) is the source of this 445-nucleotide messenger RNA. It is a transcript of the gene RPL30, whose product is annotated as ribosomal protein L30. The annotation marks the transcript as partial. Gene Ontology annotation, cellular component: cytosolic large ribosomal subunit. NCBI's taxonomy places the organism in Eukaryota, Metazoa, Chordata, Aves, Phaethontiformes, Phaethontidae. The transcript has 3 exons. The record is from RefSeq and is a predicted model, not a curated record. Gene Ontology annotation, molecular function: structural constituent of ribosome; RNA binding.